AUGUUACACCCACAGCAAAUGCAGGAGCAACAACAACAGCAACAGAAUGCACAAAAUGCAGCUACAAUACCUGAACAUUAUGAAAUGGAAUAUAUUCAAAGAAAUAAUAAAACUAUACAACUUUGUCAAAUACCAAUAUCAAUUUUAGGAGGAGGUAUAGCAGGUGUUAUAGGAUUUUCAGGUUUAUCAGGAUUUUUAUUUUAUUUCUUUGUAUAUAUAAUAUUUUGCUCAUUAUUUGCAUUAAAAGAGAAAAAGAACCUUCAUCUUUAUUUCCCAAAUCCAAGAUCAAUUUGGUUCGAUAGUGUUGGAGGUGGUUUAAUGUCAUAUAUUUUAUUUUGGACAUUUUUAUAUAAUAUAAUUCAUAUAUAUUAA
Messenger RNA from Dictyostelium purpureum, 372 nucleotides. RefSeq lists its product as uncharacterized. Gene Ontology annotation, cellular component: EMC complex; membrane; endoplasmic reticulum. Bases 1 to 372 code for a protein of 123 amino acids. NCBI's taxonomy places the organism in Eukaryota, Evosea, Eumycetozoa, Dictyosteliales, Dictyosteliaceae. The transcript has 4 exons. The record is from RefSeq and is a predicted model, not a curated record. Gene Ontology annotation, biological process: protein folding in endoplasmic reticulum; autophagosome assembly.